GGCUGGUUGUGCGUGGAGUCGCUGUAGCGGAGCUGCGGGCUAACGAUGGGGAGCUAAAGGCAGUCCGGCGUCUUAUGAGCACAAAUCAAUGCGCUUCAUCUGCCGAGGAGCCGCUUCAGCCUCCAAUCCGACACGUGUGUGAGUUCACACAAGCGAGCGAUGUGGCCGGGAGCCCUCGGGGGACUUCUCCCGCUGCUCCUCUGGCUCUCCCCCUCCUCAGCUGGAGGGAGCGCCGGCAGCCCCGCGCCGAGCGCCGCUAAAAGUUUGGUGUGGGGUCUCGGCCUCGAGGCGGACGCCGUGCUGCCCGCCCGCUUCUUCUUCAUUCAGGCUGUGGACAAGUCCGGGAGAAACUUUACAUCUUCGCCAGGAGAGAACACGUUCGAGGUGAAGAUCACCUCUCCGUCAGAGCCCUUCUCCAGGAUCUGGGUGCAGGUUUUGGACCGUCGGGACGGGUCCUUCCUGGUACGGUACCGCAUGUACGCCAGCUACAAUGACCUGAACGUUCAAGUCCUGCUGAAGAACAAACAGGUGGCCAAAUCUCCAUACGUGCUCAAAGGUCCAGUGUACCAUGAGUCAUGUGACUGUCCAGAGUCCAGUGGUGCCCUAUGGGAGAAGCAUAUGCACUGUCCCUCUUCCUUCCCUCAGAUCCAGCGUGAUCUGUCCAUUUUCCCCAGAGUGGACCUGGAGCGCAAUGCUCACGAGAUCCCUCAGCGCUUCGGCCAGAGACAGAGCCUGUGCCACUACACCGUCAAAGACAAUCAGGUCUAUAUCAAAACAUAUGGAGAGCAUGUGGGCUUCAGGAUCUUCAUGGAUGCCUUUCUUCUCUCUCUCGCACGCAAAGUCAGGCUUCCAGAUAUUGAAUUCUUUGUGAAUUUGGGAGACUGGCCCCUGGAGAAGAAGCGGACGUCUGAGAAUCUCCACCCCAUCUUCUCCUGGUGUGGGUCCAAUGACACCCGAGACAUCGUCAUGCCAACCUACGACCUCACAGAGUCUGUACUGGAGACUAUGGGCAGAGUAAGUUUGGACAUGAUGUCAGUGCAAGGGAACACGGGUCUGCCCUGGGCUGAGAAGAACGGUACAGGUUUCUGGAGGGGCCGGGACAGCAGGAGAGAGCGCCUGGAGCUGGUGAAGCUGGCACGGGCCAACCCCACCCUGCUGGACGCUGCCUUCACCAACUUCUUCUUCUUCAAACACGACGAGAGCCUUUAUGGACCACUUGUCAAGCACGUGUCCUUCUUUGACUUCUUUAAGUAUAAAUACCAGAUAAACAUUGACGGCACUGUGGCAGCGUAUCGGCUGCCUUACCUGCUGGCCGGGGACAGCGUGGUGCUGAAGCAGGACUCGGUCUACUACGAACAUUUCUACAGCCAGCUCGAGCCCUGGGUCCACUACAUCCCUUUCAAGGCGGACCUCAGUGAUCUGCUGGAGAAGAUCCAGUGGGCCAAAGACCACGAUGAAGAGGCCAGGAAAAUCGCCCAGGCUGGCCAGCAGUUUGCCCGCACACACCUGAUGGGUGACCAGAUAUUCUGUUACUACUUCAAACUCUUCCAGGAGUACGCCAAGCUGCAGGUAACUGAGCCUAAAGUUCGUGAAGGCAUGGAGCUGGUGGAGCAGCCCGAGGAUGACCUUUUCCCCUGUUACUGCCAAAGAAAUACGGCAAGAGAUGAGCUUUGAUUGCCCUUUUGGGAGAUCGUAAAGGAGCCGCCUUCUUAUUCAGACGGAACUGAUUCAUAAAACAUUCCAGAGUGCGCAUCUUAUCAGCUUAUCGGUCCCGACAGGCGCCUUGUCUGAGCAUUUUUCUUUUUCUACUAUUUAUAAAAUGUGAUCUUUUUUUAAUCUUGAAAUUAAACAUACUCCAACCUAAAGUUA
Molecule: messenger RNA, 1869 nt
Organism: Pygocentrus nattereri (red-bellied piranha)
Lineage: Eukaryota; Metazoa; Chordata; Actinopteri; Characiformes; Serrasalmidae
Gene: poglut2
Product: protein O-glucosyltransferase 2
Exons: 10
Coding region: 160-1674 (504 amino acids)
Cellular component (GO): endomembrane system
Molecular function (GO): glucosyltransferase activity; protein binding
Source: RefSeq, a predicted model, not a curated record